UGAUUUUAGAGCAAAUGUUUAUUUUAUAUGAUAUGAUAUGAUAUAAAUGCCUAAUUGAUGAAUAUAACAUGAACGAGGUCAUUAUUAAUAAUGAGUUUAUGGAAAGUGAUUGGAGUAAGAAGACAGAAGAAUCUAAUCAUUCUCAAAUUUAUUACAACCUUAAACGUAGAUUGAAUCAUGUUAAACAUAAUGGUAACAUUUCUUUCACAAAUGUUGUUUCAAAUCCAAGAUGUAUGUCUUCAAAUUCUAAUAAUAUAAAUCCCUCAAAACCAAUAAAGAGGGGGAUAAAAAUGCUAUUCCCAAUCACUCAAUCUGAAAAUAACAACUCUAGCCUUAAUUCAUACAGCGAGUUUAAAAUCCCAGAAGAUGACAAAAUAUCUAUCAUAUCAUUAGGCUUAGAAACAAAUUUUACUAUUUCUAAAACUUACAUUAGAAAUCAUGUUUUUGUAUCCAUUAAAAUUUUGGACAGAUUUAACCAUACUGAACUAGAAUUUACUGAGUAUAUUCGCUUAUUUGACCUUAAAUCAUUCCUGAAAAGAACAAAAGGUAUCAAUUACACAUCUUCGGAAUAUAGAGAUUUAUACAAAUGUUUAUCUAUUAAAUUUUGCACUUGUACAUUAGAACAAUUAAUAUCAUUUAGACACUUAUAUGCACAGCUAAAUACCAAAAUUUUUAAUCAUCACAUGGAAGAAUUAAUAUCCUCUGAUAGUAGGAUAUUGAUAGCAACAAAUGAUGCUAAUAAAUUAUGUGAUUACUUGUUAAACUCCCACUAUAAGAACAAUUUAAAUGACAAUACCUAUGAUAGUCAUCCUAAUAAAAAUAUAAUGAAUAUUUUUAAUCAUAUUACAGAUCCCUUAUAUCAAUCUUAUGGCAGUACUAUACAUUUAUCAAAAACCUUAAAUACAAACACAAAUUUAUCCCACACCAAAAUAAAACAAACUCCGCUAAUAAUUAAACCUAAGAAACUGAAUACCACAAUGUCAUUUUACAAUAUUCCAACUAGCAAACAGCCAUUGAACCAGCAUAUUAAAUUUAGCAAAAAUAGUCAUGAGACCAUCAACCUGGCAUGUUAUAGGAGACCUCAUGACCAAAAGCCAUUUAUAAAUCUUCGAACACUUAAAGAACAAAUACUUCCUCACAUAAACAUGCAUUCUAUAAGAGAAGCCUGCAAAUUGAUGAAAUAUAAAAUGGUCACAUUUCAUAAUUUGAACCUGAUUGAUUCACCUGAUCUAAAAGAAUCUCCUGAUGAAUAUGUAACCCUUAGGCAAGCCAAAAAAAUAGCUAGACGCCUUGAUAAAUUUUAUCACAUCCAAUGUCAUAAAAAUAGCUCUGGUAAUAUAUCAAAGCAAUCCCCCAAAAUGAAACCAAGCUUUCCUCCCAAGGUUAUUAAUAAUGGUCUUUUAAUCAAUAACAUACUCACCAAACCAGAAACAUUAGCUAAACCCACUCACAAAGAUUGGCAACAUAAUAAUCUUUGUCUCAAAGCCAGGCGCAUAGCUUCCUUAUAUAAACGCCCUCAUCAAAAAUGUCGUUAUAAGCACCUUUUGCAUCCCAAGAAUGUAGAAAUAGAAAUGGAGCAAGACCUCACAGAAAACCUUGUGGAAUUAUCAUGCUUUGAUGAAGAUUUUGACUCAAAAAAUCUAGAUUUUAAUAAUGAAAUUUUUUCUCAAUUACAUGUAAGAAAACUCCCCGAACACACUGAUAAUAUCAAAUGUAAAGAAUGUUAUGUGACACUACAAAAAAGUACUCCAUUAACAGUCGUUUUUAAUGCGGAUAUCACAACUGGCGCGACUAUACAACAAGUUGGAUGGAUAUACCUGCAUUUAUACCUAACUCAGCACUCCCCGUGUGUCCUCUGUUCUUCUUGCUCUCGUCAUUUUUCCGUUUGCGAAUUCCUAAAUAAACACAUGUUCUCGCAUCAUUGCGAUCCUCAUAAUUUCUCUAUUCAUCGUGAUGAUAAUAAUAAUAAGAUUAUCUCUACCAAUUCCGAUCAGGCAACUAAAAAGUGGAUAGAGCUUGUUAAAACCAGAGAUUUUAAGGCGUGGAAGGAUUUUUUAAAUCGUAGGCUCUCUUUUCGGGAACCUUGUUACCUUCAUCAUUCUCCGGAUCACGUCUCUUAUGGACAUUCUCAUGAAAACCUUGGAAAAUAUAUUCUACUUAAUGACGCAAAUAACUUUGACGUAGCCUUUGUCGGUGAGAUAUCAACCAUUUGCGUUCAAAGUUUAGGAGCUAAGCCUUCUACGAAAACGGAUAGUUUAGGCAUCAUUAAUCCAUUCAAUAAGUAUUUGCCUCACGAGAUUAAGCGAUUUUUACGCAAUAAUAUACAUAUCAUAGACUUACCGUACUCUCCCAUGUGUCCAAGAUUAGGUUAUAAACGCAAGAAACCUUAUUUUGAUGUUAGAUCAAAUCGACAUAUAAAUGACAAAAAUGAGCGCUAUAAUAGGCUAAAAAACGUUAUUACUCGGUAUGGUCUUAUACCGUGUAUGAAAAGCCUGCCGCAUAAUAACUACCUUAUGUCCUCCCCCUUUUCUUGGCACCACCUAUCCAACCCCAAAGUUGAAUGUGUUCGAAAUCGAGCCUUAUAUCAUCCUAAACUUCCUUGCUCUUAAAUAAAAAUAAUGCGUAAACGAUACGUCUAUCUUUCAUUUUUUUACGGCCUCUACAUAUUAUAAUAUCUUAUUCGAUCAAUUUUAUAAAAUAUAUUUUCUUUAUAAUAAAUAUGUUUUUAAAAAAAAUUGAUAUUUAUAUAUAUUUUUAUAUUAACUGUAAAAUAGAUUUUAUUUUUGUCUAAAGAUUUUCUUUAUAAUAUUUAUUA
Molecule: messenger RNA, 2815 nt
Organism: Gordionus sp. m RMFG-2023
Lineage: Eukaryota; Metazoa; Nematomorpha; Gordioida; Chordodea; Parachordodidae
Exons: 3
Coding region: 69-2609 (846 amino acids)
Source: RefSeq, a predicted model, not a curated record